Messenger RNA from Diatraea saccharalis (sugarcane borer), 3004 nucleotides. Lineage: Eukaryota; Metazoa; Arthropoda; Insecta; Lepidoptera; Crambidae. The record is from the annotation of a GenBank genome assembly.
GUAUGUCACUAUUUGACAUUUACUUGAUUUUUUAUUAAUUCGCGUGCCGCGUCUACGUUAGAACGUGAUUAAAAUAAUACUAUCGAUUCCGGUGGACGUAAAUGAAAUCGGUCGUUAUCACCAGUGCUGAAAAUGUUGAAACCUCUGCUGGACGGGUUCUGGAACGAGCAUGUGUGGUUACCGCCUAACACUACGUGGGAAGACAUAGCUCCAGGUCCCGAUAAGGCAGUGAAAUAUACAGAUCACACACACAUUUGGUAUCCAAUACCGUUAGCAUUCGUGUUUAUAGCUCUACGAUAUGUGCUUGAAAAGCAUGUGUACGGACCGUUCGGCAAGUCCCUGGGCAUCAAGGACACGAGGCCGAAGAAGGCACAGGAUAACCCCAAACUGGAGGCGGUAUACAAAGCCACGCCGCGGAUAAAACAGAUGACAGCACUGGCGAAGCAGUUGGACAUGUCUGAGCGUCAUGUGGAACGGUGGUUUCGACUCAGGCGUAGUCAAGACAAGCCUUCUACCCUCACCAAGUUCUGCGAGAACUUGUGGAAGAUGACCUUCUAUAUUUGCAAUUUCACGUUCGGUUUCUACGUGCUGUGGGAUAAAGAGUGGCUGUGGAACAUCGAUCAUUGCUAUAUUGGAUAUCCUCAUCAUGGUGUCACAAACGACGUUUGGUGGUACUACAUGAUCUCGUCGGCGUUCUAUUGGUCAUUGACCAUAUCCCAGUUCUGGGACGUGCGCCGCAAGGACUUCUGGCAGAUGUUCGUACACCAUAUCGCCACUAUCUUGUUGCUCUGCUUCAGCUGGGUCUGCAACCUGCACAGGAUAGGCACGCUCGUGUUGCUAUUGCACGACUGUGCUGAUAUAUUUGUAGAGGCUGUGAAAGCUGCGAAAUAUGCCAAUUACCAGAAGCUGUGUGACACGUUAUUCUUCGGGCUGAUCAUAACGUGGGUAGGAACUCGUAUUGGAAUAUACCCCUUCUAUAUCAUCUGGAGCACGUCUAUCCGCGCGCCGAUGUUGCUGCCAAUGUUUGCAGCAUACUAUAUCUUCAACACGCUGCUUUGUCUGCUACUGGCGUUGCACGUGGUGUGGACGUGGCUCAUAUUGCAGAUAGCUUACAUUACUAUCAAAGCUGGACAGAUGGAAGGCGACAUUCGUAGUUCAUCUUCAGACGCGAGCGACUCGCCUCAUACACCUAACCACAUACAAAAUCACAAAAAGAAAUAGACUGAUACUAACCUGGAUAAUACAUUAUACGUCGCAGAGUUGACGUCAUAUACUGCCACAAGAUUCUAAACAAUCGAAUUGGUAAUUGUUAUAAAUUUUGCUCCUAUUAGGAUUAUUCAAAUUUGUACUCUAACAUGCGGAUUACAAGGUCGACAAUCCUAUAACGAAGAAUUAUAUAUUGAUUUUUACGACAGCGCGUCAGUUUGCAUAUAUUUUCGAUUUAGAACUCUUACGGCAACGCAUUAAGAUAUAAAUCAAAUUUAGAAAUUUGAUAGUUUUGUAUUCCUUGACGUGCUGUCUACUAAAUAAUUUUGAGCAAUAGCACUAUGUUAUUCUUGGUAAAAUAUUAUUCAGACUUUUCAAGUUAACUUAUUAACUGAAGACGUUUAAUAUACCUCAUAUUUAAUCAGUUUUUAUGUACGACAUUUAAAGAAACAGUUGAAAUGAUAAAGCCCGCUUUACAAUACAUUAUAUCUAAUACGGACUUAUCAUAAUGUCAUACCGUUCUCUCUUUCUAUUAAUCUACAAAAGAGAGAUAUGGGGAUACGCUGUAUUCAUAAAUAUAGUUUACUAAAAUAUUUUUUCCAACACAGUGUGAAAACUUAUGGAUAUAUUUAUAUUUUAUUAAUAAAUUACGAAGAUACAUGUUUCAUAGUUGUACGAAAAAUAACGUUAAGUAAAUAAAACGAGAAAAAUAAAAACGUUUUUGUAACCCAAAAUAUACUCAAUAUUUUUUAUGUAAGUACUACAUAUUCACUUUUAAACUAGUACUACAUACCUAUACAACUUGUUUUAAACAACUUUCAUAUUAUUUAAAACUAAAUAAUCAUACUCCAUAAUAGGUUGAGAUAAUACAAAACUGGACCAGUUGUGUACUAAUUUUUUUUAUAAGUAUAAACUUCCUAGAAACAUAUAUUUAUUAUACAUAAUUAGGCAUAUGUAAUUUCAGUACCAAAGUUAUAAUAUUUAUAAUGAUCAGUAAUUGGAGUAGGUAGAUUAAAUUGGGAUCAUUGAUCUGAAAUAAAAAUAUUAUUAUGGACAUUCCUUUAGAAUUCAUUGAAUAUUAUGAAAAAUGUCUUAUCCAUGUUCUUCUUUCUAUGAACAUUUAUGAUACAAUUAUUGUACCAAUAAUCAGUCUGCCUACUCUAAUCAAUCACUUGUAAUUGCUUAUCUAAUUAUAAGGAAAAACAACUUAUACCAAGUUGAUUUAUUUUCAUAUGAAGGGUGUUUUAUUAUUUCAUGUUUAUUUAAAAUAUCGACUCUGCAUUUGCAUAACUGCAUCCGUGAAUGAUUCUGUAUAUAUGUAUCAUCGUCAUCUAACAUGUCUACUUCCGUGGGCACAGACCUUCCCUACGGAUGGAAACGAAUCGAAUAGAGAGAUUGGGCCAUGCACCACCACGCGGGCCCACUGCGGAUUUGUGGGUGUUAACAACUAGAGAUACAAUCAGCAUCGACGGUUUUACGUGCCUUCCGAAGCACGGAGGAGCUCUUAUUAAUAAAUUUUUAGUCGUUCAUCCUAUGACCGGUCCUUGCGAAAGUUACUUAACUUACUAACUUCUGCGCUAUCGAGCUCCUCACUCCAUUUCCAUAUUCAAUGCUUCCGUUUAGUGAAACCUUAUCUAAUCUGAUAUAUCUUAUUCAUUUUAUGUGAUAAGUCAUGCAUUCAUAAUCCUACUUAAACAUUAAUGGGAAUAGUUUCCCUAUAAGAUAAAAUCGGCUAACUAGUAUGAUUUCACCACAAAAAUGACAAAUAUCAUACUUUAAUAAUAAUAAUAAAUACUUU